Molecule: messenger RNA, 627 nt
Organism: Recurvomyces mirabilis
Lineage: Eukaryota; Fungi; Ascomycota; Dothideomycetes; Mycosphaerellales; Teratosphaeriaceae
Exons: 3
Coding region: 1-627 (208 amino acids)
Molecular function (GO): protein binding
Source: RefSeq, a predicted model, not a curated record
AUGGCGAGCGCUUCCGAAGCCGCCAUCCUGGACGGCAUUGCCCAAGCCUACAAGGACAAGGAGUAUGCUGAUCUAGAGAUCAUCUGCGCCGACAAGACUUGGAAGGCGCACAAGCUGGUGCUGUGCAAGCAAUCCGACUUCUUCAAGAAAGCUUGCAGUGGCGACUUUAAGGAGGGCAAACAAAACAAGAUCGAGCUGCCCGAUGAUGACAAGCAGGCCGUGGACGCAAUUUUGGCUUUUCUGUACACUCACAAGUAUGGAGAUGAAGGCAACUCCCAGAGCGACACCAGUCCCAUGAGUCUUGACAUCCGCGUCUUUACCAUCGCCGAUAAGUACUUCAUCGAGCCACUCAAGGUCUAUGCUGCAAGCAAAUUCCAGCCCCGCACUACUGGUGAAUGGAAGAGUCCGGAGUUCGCCCAAGCCAUUGAGGAGCUGUAUACUGCAGGACCACCCACGGAUCGCUCGCUCCGAAACAUGGUCCUCUCAGUCGUCCGAGAUAACGUCGACGAGCUUUACGGGAACAAGGACCAGUACGCUGCCUUCCACAAGAUCAUUAGCAGCAUUGGUGACUUCGCUGCGGACGUCGCCGAGUCUCUCGCACGUCCAACAUCCUUCCCAAGAACCUGA